Molecule: messenger RNA, 926 nt
Organism: Gamsiella multidivaricata
Lineage: Eukaryota; Fungi; Mortierellomycota; Mortierellomycetes; Mortierellales; Mortierellaceae
Product: aspartic peptidase domain-containing protein
Exons: 7
Biological process (GO): proteolysis
Molecular function (GO): aspartic-type endopeptidase activity
Source: RefSeq, a predicted model, not a curated record
AUGAAGCUCACACUCUCAGCAGCACUCCUCCUGGCCUCCGCCGCCGCAGCGUCCGCCUCGGGCGUAUACACUGUACCCAUCCAGAGCCUGAGAAACCCUGCUCACUUGAAUUCCGAGUCCCUGACAAGGCGCUACCUUCAAAAGCGUGCUGGGGCCUCUGUGACGGCACCGUUGACUAACGUUCAGUCGGAUCUCCUGUACACAAUCUCAAUAGGACUCGGUACACCUGCACAAACCUUCAACUUGGCCAUCGAUACCGGCAGUCCCAUCACCUGGGUCUCAAGCAGCAACUGCGUCGGGGCUGGCUGCACGGGCGUCAAGAAAUUCGACUGUGCGGCAUCUUCAACAUGCACUGUCUCAACAUCUGCCUUCAAUGCGUCGUAUGUGAGCGGCCAGAGUGCCAGCGGCACCUAUAUUGCUGAAACGUAUAGCAUUGGAAGUCUGCAAUUCCGAGCCAUCGCAGGAGUUGUCAGCACGAACAGCGCCAAACUGCCUACAAAUAUCGAUGGCAUCAUGGGUCUGUGGUACUAUGCUCAAGGCAGCCAGAUCCCAAUCGUGAACGUUCUCAAAAACACAACGGCAUUGGCGCAAAAUAUGUUUGGCGUCUACCUGGAAGCAGCGCAAACGGUCACUUCAGGCACUUCUGCCGGUGGUGAUAUUACGUUUGGGGGAGUUAACACUGCGCGAUUCACGGGCGAUAUCACAUAUAUUGACUGCGUUGCUGACCGGCCGUGGACCAUUCCAGUCGGUGGAGUGGCGGUCAACGGAAAAAGCAUCAGUGCCAGUGGAGCGGUAGCAACUCUUGAUACUGGCACGACAGCAAUUCUUGUUUCCAAAACUGUCUCAGAUUCUAUCAACAGUGCCAUCCCUGGAGCCUUGCAAGCUCAAGGUGGCGUCUGGGUCCUCCCAUGUUCAGGCAACGCGUC